AUGACGAUCCCCGCGAAGGUACAGAUGAAAAAGCAGAGAUUUGGCUCCUCCGUGGGGAGCUCUGAUUCUGCUGUUUCCAACACAACGCCGUCCUGUGUUUGUCGGGAAGGCAACGUCCCCUACGGCCCCCGUGCCCUGUGGACCAGGAGGCGUUCAGAGCCCAGGCGGGCGGGCGGGCAGGCUCUCGCCGAGCCGCGCGCAGCCUCUGGGCACGCAGGGCGCGCUCUCCCCGCAGGCCCCUACCUUCGGCGCUCGCUCGCGAAAGGGCUGCCGGCUUCAGGCCACACCGCGCGCCUGGCCUCAGAUCCAAGGCAGGGGAGGAGCCGCGGAACCUGGGCGGGCCAGGCGGCACCUGCGAAGAGGGUCAGGAGCCCGUGCGGGACCCGGCUUUGUGAGCCCGGCCCUUCUCCUGGCAACCCCAACGCCGGCUGGGCGCCCGGCAGCCUCCGCCCAGGGUCUCCGCGCCACGUCACAGAGCCUCGCGCCCCGGGGACCUGCGCCCGCGCCCCGCCACCUCCCGCAGCCGGAGUUCUCAGGCUCAGGCGGGGGCGCGGGGCCCAGAGACGGCCGCUGCCUUCCUUCGGGCUCUGCUUCUGGUGGAAGGGCUCGACGCCUGGAGGGCUAGGGGUGGGCCGAGCCCGGGCGCCGAGGGCGGGUAGCAAUGCACGGCGGGCCUCGAUGAGGGAACCAAGCAGAGUUCUUAAAUAAUGCCCAAGAUGACAGCCAGACAGCGACAGUCAGAACUUUGAACCCAGGCUGCAGGGUCCAGAUUCUUAAACUGUAACGCGGAGGAGCUACGGUGGAUAGGAAGAGCCCAGAUGCCAGGGACAGCAGGGAAAGGAAGAAAAUAUUCACUUGUACAAUCGGGUCACUUUCCUGGUCCCCAACCCCCUUACAGACAUAAUGCCAUCGCCAUCCCAGGGUGACUGAAGGUAUGUCAUUUUGGACAUAAAAAGCAGGCUCAAAACUUGA
Messenger RNA from Tupaia belangeri chinensis (Chinese tree shrew), 972 nucleotides. Its product is annotated as translation initiation factor IF-2-like. The coding region runs from base 1 to 708 and encodes 235 amino acids. NCBI's taxonomy places the organism in Eukaryota, Metazoa, Chordata, Mammalia, Scandentia, Tupaiidae. The record is from RefSeq and is a predicted model, not a curated record. The transcript has 3 exons.